This is a messenger RNA of Melozone crissalis (California towhee), 1811 nucleotides long. It is a transcript of the gene IMPDH1, whose product is annotated as inosine monophosphate dehydrogenase 1. Lineage: Eukaryota; Metazoa; Chordata; Aves; Passeriformes; Passerellidae. Gene Ontology annotation, cellular component: cytoplasm. Bases 57 to 1715 code for a protein of 552 amino acids. Gene Ontology annotation, molecular function: IMP dehydrogenase activity. The record is from RefSeq and is a predicted model, not a curated record. The transcript is spliced from 16 exons. Gene Ontology annotation, biological process: GTP biosynthetic process.
CGGGCGUGGUCGUGGGGCGUGGUGCCGAGGCCCCGCCCCCGGCGGCGCUCAGCGCCAUGGGCGAGGGGGAGCCCAGCAUGGCGCAGCAGCUGAUCAGCGGUGCCGGUUACGUGCCCCAGGACGGGCUCACGGCCCAGCAGCUCUUCGCCUGCGCCGAUGGCCUCACCUACAAUGACUUCCUCAUCCUCCCUGGCUACAUCGACUUCACGGCUGACGAGGUGGACCUGACCUCGGCACUGACCAGAACCAUCACCCUGAAAACACCGCUGGUGUCAUCGCCCAUGGACACGGUCACCGAGGGGGACAUGGCCAUCGCCAUGGCUCUGAACGGCGGCAUCGGCAUCAUCCACCACAACUGCACCCCCGAGUUCCAGGCCAGCGAGGUGCGCAAGGUCAAGCGGUUCGAGCAGGGUUUCAUCCUGGAGCCGCUGGUGAUGAGCCCGGCGCACACCGUGGGGGACGUGUGGGACGCCAAGGCGCGCCUCGGCUUCUCGGGGGUCCCCGUCACCCACUCGGGGCGCCUGGGGGGGCGGCUCGAGGGCAUCGUCACCUCCCGCGACAUCGACUUCCUGCGCGAGGGGGACAGGGCCACCCCCCUGGCACAGGUGAUGACCAAGCGCAGGGACCUGGUGGUGGCCCCAGCCGGUGUCACCCUCAAAGAGGCCAACGAGAUCCUGCAGCGCAGCAAGAAAGGGAAGCUGCCGAUCGUCAACAGCCGUGACGAGCUGGUGGCGCUGAUGGCGCGCACGGACCUCAAGAAGAACCGCGAGCACCCGGCGGCCUCCAAGGACGGGCGGAAGCAGCUGCGGGUCGGGGCGGCCAUCGGCACCCGCGACGACGACAAGUACCGGCUGGACCUGCUCGUGCAGGCGGGCGCCGACCUCGUGGUGCUGGACUCGUCGCAGGGGAACUCGCGGUACCAGCUGGGCAUGAUCCGAUACAUCAAGGCCAAGUACCCCGAGCUGCAGGUGGUGGGGGGCAACGUGGUGACCGCAGCCCAGGCCAAGAACCUGAUCGACGCCGGGGUGGACGCGCUGCGGGUGGGGAUGGGCAGCGGCUCCAUCUGCAUCACACAGGAAGUGCUGGCGUGUGGCCGCGCCCAGGCCACGGCCGUGUACCGCGUGGCCGAGUACGCGCGGCGCUUCGGCGUCCCCGUCAUCGCCGACGGUGGCAUCCGCAGCCCCGGGCACGCCGUGAAGGCGCUGGCACUGGGCGCGUCCACCGUGAUGAUGGGGUCGCUGCUGGCGGCCACCACGGAGGCUCCGGGCGAGUUCUUCUACUCGGAGGGCGUGCGGCUGAAGCAGUACCGGGGCAUGGGCUCGCUGGACGCCAUGGAGCAGGGCGCGGGCAGCCAGAAACGCUACUUCAGCGAGGGGGACGCGGUGAAGGUGGCGCAGGGCGUGUCGGGGUCCGUGCGGGACAAGGGCUCCAUCCACAAGUUCGUGCCGUACCUGCUGGCCGGGCUGCAGCACGGCUGCCAGGACCUGGGCGCCCGCAGCCUCUCGGCGCUCCGGUCCAUGAUGUUCGCGGGGGAGCUCAAGUUCGAGCGCAGGACGGUGGCGGCGCAGGUCGAGGGGGGCGUGCACGGGCUGCACUCCUUCACGGUUCUGCCCUUGCCCAGAGGAGGCUGCCCUGAGGAGGGGUCCCCCCGGGCCGGCGCCCCCCGCCCGGAGCCUGCGGGGACCCCCCCGGCCCCCCGACACCGGCGCUGCUGAAUGGGGCACCCCACAGUGGGGCACCCCCAAUAGAGCACCCACAAUGGGGCACCCCCAAUGGGGCACCCCCAAACCCCCCGAGCACAGGGGCUGCGG